This is a messenger RNA of Cantharellus anzutake, 724 nucleotides long. RefSeq lists its product as uncharacterized. The transcript is spliced from 2 exons. The coding region runs from base 125 to 586 and encodes 153 amino acids. NCBI's taxonomy places the organism in Eukaryota, Fungi, Basidiomycota, Agaricomycetes, Cantharellales, Hydnaceae. The record is from RefSeq and is a predicted model, not a curated record.
CCCAACCCAACAUCCAAAACGUUGAAGUUCUUUUUGCUUUUUUGGCUCUAAUAUUAUAUUACCCCUAUUUACGGCCAAAAAAGUGCAACACGAUCGUAGAGGCCUUCCAAAAGCGUCCCUUAGGAUGGAAUGCGUGUUGCUUGGAGGCCGAAUACCAGCACUUCUCCCAGGCCAAUCUACUUCAUAUGCAUCCCAGGCAGGCAUGAGACCCAGGCCGCCCUUCGCCAUAGUCAAACACCGUGUUCUUAUAUUGGGGCCUCCUCUGGCGAUGCUCGUUGGCGACUUGGUCCAAACUAACUGCCAAAUCAGAUGGGGUCCAUGUUUCAAACUUUCACACGGAUGGCCGGGCUUCGUGUCAGUGUGUUCGGCCAAGAGCUAUUUGGCUCGAUCAAAACUUGCAGCUGGAUUACAACCCAAGCUGCCAAGCCACCUGGGUCAAAUGGCGGCGUCGCAUAUACGUACGGUAUUCUCUAUUCCACAGCAUUGCGAAUACAUGCGCUCUAGAUAUCCUUCAGAACCGUGGCUUGCGGAAGCUGCGGCACAAGAAAUGGAAAACUUCGAUCAGGAUCCGUAUUGCGAACACUAGAGGAUGUGGCUAGCAGCGGCAUGAUCAACCUUGGAGAGAGGCAGGCGCAUGACUGUGCUCCUGUUAGGAAAUCCGAUUUCCUGCCCCACGCCAGCCAUGAUCAUUACAUCAGGUUCUGAUUUUAUCUCGACAAAAGCG